Lactuca saligna is the source of this 1308-nucleotide messenger RNA. Lineage: Eukaryota; Viridiplantae; Streptophyta; Magnoliopsida; Asterales; Asteraceae. The record is from the annotation of a GenBank genome assembly.
AUGGAAAAUGUCGACGUAGAACUUGGAGAAGUAGACAAUAUCCGUGACACUGUCCAUGUACUUCUUGGUUGUGUCCAAAAAGUGCAGAAUGGUAAGGUGCAAUUUUCACCCAUUUACAUGGCUCCAACUAGGCUCCGAAACCUCAGUCCCAAUUCUUUCAAUCCACGAGUGGUUUCUAUUGGACCUCUGCACAAAGAAGAUAAAAGCCUGCAAAUAACUGAAGGAGAGAAAUAUACUUAUCUGCAUGAUCUAGUGUCCCGUUUAGAUUCCCCACCUGAGCAAACACUGAAAGCGUGUGCACAGAAGGUGAAUGCUUCAAUAGAUCGAAUCAGGGCAUGUUACAACGGGAUGAAGACCUAUAGUGACGUCGACCUUUCCAAAAUAAUGGUUAUGGAUGGUUGUUUCAUACUCGAAUUCAUAUUCAAGCUUUUCCGAUAUGGCACAUCAAUUACCUACAACCUAUUGUUUGUCAGGUCUGUUGCUCUAGACCUCGUGUUGAUAGAAAAUCAGAUGCCUUUCUUUGUUCUUCAAGACAUAUUUGAGUGCACUAUUUUGAAAAUGGAUCCAGAAGCCUCCCUUACAACUAUGCUUAGUUAUUUACUAGAAUACAUCAAUCCCUUUUCAGGGAAUUUUAAUAUCGAAAAUAUUGGCCAAGAAACAACUCAUGAUCAUAUUCUAGGCCUUCUUCACAAACUUUACCUUCCUUCACAUCCUAAGCCAUCAAACGUUUCCUCACUUCCAAUAGCCCACUCAGCUCUAGAACUAUACAGGGCUGGAGUGAAAUUUCAACCUAAUAGAAAUAUGACAUGGCCAUUGGCCAUGGACCUGAAAUUCUGUACGUAUUCAGUCUUUUCCUUGUUUGGGGCUAAGCCAAAUCUCAGUAUUCCAGUAAUCUGUAUAAACGAUGUCACCGAGGUGGUUUUGAGGAACCUGAUUGUAUACGAGCAGUACACUCCAGUUUAUAAUUACGUGACCUCAUAUGCCAUGGCCAUGAAUAUGCUUGUUGAUACUCCGGUGGAUAUUUGCAAGUUGGUAGAAUCGAAAGUUGUUAUAAACCACUUAGGUUCAAAUGAAAAGGCUGCGAAAAUGAUGAACACAAUAUGCAAAGAGGUUACUUUUCAAGAUUUCUAUUACACUGAACAGUGGGAAAACAUGGAUAGAUACUACAACGGUUACUUUCCUAGAAAUCUGGCUAAGUUGAAGAGGUACUAUUUCAGUGGUCCAUGGCAUGCGGUUGUCGUAGUUGGUGGAAUUCUGAUGUUUGCUAUUACUGUGGUUCAAACCAUCUUUACUAUCAAACCUAUUUGA